AAAAACCUUCCCCCCCUUUUUUUUAUUAUUAUUUUGUUUUUUGUUUGCUUAUGCUAAAAGCUUCCACUUCACCCAAUUCCAAUAAAAGCAAAAAACGUCAGUUGUUGUCUUUGAAUAGGCGACACACUGCGACUCUUAGUCAACCACUUCCUAUUACUCUUCCUACUCCAUCUUUUUCUGAUAAUCCAACUACGCCAAACUCUGCUUCGCCUCUUACGGAGACAACUGAUCCCAUAACAACACCAUGUUCAAAAAACGCGACGCCACUUGGUGAUUACAAUUGUCCAUUUUGCAACGAAGAUCUCAGCAAUGUCAAUACUAGUUUUGGUCGACAGAAACAUAUUGAUGAAUGUCUUCUCGCCACCAAUGACAAUAUCAAAGACUAUGAACACGAUGUAGGCAACGAUGAUACCCAGAAUGUGACAUCUUUAUUUUUAGAUUACUGCUCGUUCUGUGGCAAAAGCAUCACACAUUUAUUAGGGAUUCACAAGGAACGCCAUUUUGACAGGUGUCUUACAUCUUUAGAAUUAGAAGAGCGUUUAGCCGAACAACAACAAAAACAAACCACAUUUGCAGGACGAUCGAUACCCUUUCUACAACAACUUGAUAUUUGUCCAGUAUGUCACGACGUAUUAUCUGGCCCAAGUCUACGAACAAAGAUUUCACACAUCAAACGGUGCGCUAAGGAAAGAUCAUUGACAAUGGAACGACUGAUACGAAAACUUCAGUGGAUGCAAUGGGGUCAUAUACCAAUUCAAAAUACACCAAUUCCUUCUUGUUCAACGUCACAACCUUUACCUGCGACAUACUCUAUUCAUGCCACAGAAUCAAUAUCGGACAAUAAGAAGAAGAAUAAAUUAGCAACAACAAGAUCAAAUGACAUCAAGUGUUCCAAACGAUCAACGUCACUUUUAUGGAACGAAACUGAUCAUCAAGAAGGGGACGAUGGCGACUUCAAAAAUGAUGUGCUUAUAUAUAAAGUGGCGUCAUGGCAUCAAACAAAAAUCAAGAAACCUCCAUUAUCUGAAGAUGAAUCUAUGGCUAUAGCGUUGUCAUUGUCAUUACAAGAUCAGCAGCAACCUACUUUGACAGCAAGAAGGAACAAGCGGAAAAAGGUGGAUCAUGACUCCUCGAACAUUAUCUCUAUACAAGAAUCUAAACAAUUGGCAUUCUUGAAUUUGGAACGGAUGUUGGCAAAGCAUACCAUGAAGAAGACCCUUCCAACGAUACAGUUUCCAUUGGUAACCUCUCAAGUUCGACCUUAUAUACCACCACGAUCAAGUGACAAGAUAACAACAACAUCAUCAUCAUCAUCAACCAAGUCAUUAUGGAAUAUGGCUUCUUGUGUAGAUUAGUUUAGUUUAUCUACUUUUUUUUUUUGAAAUAAUAAAAGAAAACUUCACAUGCAUGAUGCUCAUUAA
This is a messenger RNA of Halteromyces radiatus, 1421 nucleotides long. RefSeq lists its product as uncharacterized. Gene Ontology annotation, biological process: meiotic DNA double-strand break processing; interstrand cross-link repair; resolution of meiotic recombination intermediates. The record is from RefSeq and is a predicted model, not a curated record. Lineage: Eukaryota; Fungi; Mucoromycota; Mucoromycetes; Mucorales; Cunninghamellaceae. Gene Ontology annotation, cellular component: Slx1-Slx4 complex. Gene Ontology annotation, molecular function: enzyme binding. The transcript has a single exon. Bases 51 to 1355 code for a protein of 434 amino acids.